Molecule: messenger RNA, 703 nt
Organism: Diatraea saccharalis (sugarcane borer)
Lineage: Eukaryota; Metazoa; Arthropoda; Insecta; Lepidoptera; Crambidae
Source: the annotation of a GenBank genome assembly
AUGCGUAAUGGCAGUAGGAAGAUAUUCACGGUUAUUUGUUCCGAGAAACUGUGGGGCGGAAAUACACUGCAGUUUCCAAUAGCUUGGGUGGCUGGGACCGGCGGUCGGGCGGCAUCGCUGCGACUCGCCAACGGGCGGGUGGCGGCACAGUCAGCGGAACAGCUGCCGCACUCGCCCGCAGACUGCGCAUCAGUGCGCAUAUCCAUCGAUAACACCAAUACAUGCUGCACCGACUCGCUCGUUACCGCACUCGACGACGAGACGUUGCUGUUGGGUAAGUCGCUAGAGUUUAUCGCGGAGACAUCAGCACACGUAGUAUAACUAACUCGAGAAACUCUCGAGCGACUCUAAAUGGUCGAGAGACUCGAGGAACUGUUCGAGAGCAUACAAUAAUAUUACACUCUUGGUCUCGCUCUCGCCCGUUUCAAGAGACUCUCGAGAUCGUGAUGCUACACAGGUUAAAGGACCUUUUGGAUAUUGAUUUAUAAACAGAUCUUUGUUAUGGAGAUCUCUCCUCUCCACCACAUCCAUCCACCAUAAGGAUAUAAAAACCCACCACAUACACCACCACGUCGAUAUGAAACCGAUACGUAAACCUAAAUGCAUUAGAGAGAGAACUAGAGACAUUUUUUCUUUUUCUGAAUACUGUUUUCCACUGUUACCUAUUUAAGUUAAUUUUUUCUUAUCCUGAGACAUUAUUAUU